Messenger RNA from Ambispora leptoticha, 5280 nucleotides. The record is from the annotation of a GenBank genome assembly. NCBI's taxonomy places the organism in Eukaryota, Fungi, Glomeromycota, Glomeromycetes, Archaeosporales, Ambisporaceae.
AUGUCAAAUAAUCCCUCUUCUUCCUCAAAGCCGGUUAACGAUCUCAUACGAUUUUGGGGUAAUAAAGGAAAUUCUAAUGAGAUUAAGAAUAAAAGUAAUAACUUUGACAAUUCUCUAGCACGAAAAGAAACGAGUAACUCUAUUUUGAGUAGCAAUAAUAUUAAUAAUUUCAAGGAUCACAAUAAAAAAGCGACUGAUUUGCGAUUUCAAGAAAGAGUUGUUAGUAUUUCUGAAAUUAAGUAUAAUGAUAAUGCAACCAAAAACAAUAAUAAUGAACAUUCUACUCACAGAAGAAACGACAUAAUAUCAUCGUCGCCUGUGGAUAAUUCGCCCAAAACGAGUCUUUCAAUUAUUGAGAUACAGUCUCUAUCAAAGGAAAAUGAAAUUGGUCGGAUUGAUUGGAGCUCAAUUCCACAACCUGAACUUGAAACACUCGAUAGCAAUGCUAUAAGAGACGAUAGUGAUGACAUGUCGAUCCAAGAAAUAGUAAUAAAACCGCCACCUGCAGCAGCAUUUCUUUCAAAAUCGAUAAUUUAUGAUUCUCUUUUGACAACUCAGUCUCAUUCAAGCAAUAAUUCGUCUAAAAAGGAAGAUGAGUUUAUUGCAAUAAAACGUGGCGCCUCUGCGAAUAACAAUGAUGAAAUGUUGCCCGAAGGUCCACCCCCGAGUCGUACUCUCCCACCAAUACGUAGAGUCACGAAUCUAAUUACAAAAUUUGAAAAAAAUAAAUCAAAUUCAAAUUCAUCUGAAUUAUCUAGUAAUUUGGCUUCACCGUCAUCAGCAUCCCCUAUCUCAUCUUCUACACCUUCAUUCUACCAAAGAAAACACGAUAGCAUAAUUCAUGAAAAGAGCAACAAUAAUAAUUCUCCAUCACCAUCAAACAUUGAUGCUAAUAACAACCAACAUCUGACACAGAACCAACCACCAUCAUCACCAAAGCUAUUAUCAGAUUUUUAUGAAACCAUCGAUAAUCAACAACAAAAAGGAAAAUCUUCCAAUAUCUACCGAGUGAUUGGGUCCAAAUUUUUUAACGAUUCAUCCAAUAAAAAGUCUCAUGCGCUAACAUCGGCACAAGAGACCAACAGUUAUAUGAUGGAGAAGAUUAACGAGAAGAAAAGCAUAACUAAUGAUUCGUGUCAUAAUGAAUCUAUUUUUGAUAGUCAUAGCUUGGCAAUGACUAAUAAUCAUAAAAAAGAAAAAUUGAACACUGGUAGCAAUUUUGACAUUAACAUUAAUGAUAAUCGAAAUAGUAUUAUUAAUAGGUCCGAUUCAAUAUCUAAAAUUAAUAAGAUUACCAAAUCAAAAAGUGAAUCGAAGAAGCGUCAAACAACAAUAACUAAAAAUUUACAAGAGUUACGGCAUCCAAGAAGACAAUCAACGUCGUCCAAAAGAACCCAUCAUGGUCACAACAGCAAAUUAGAACGAAAAAAAACUGUGCUAGGCCCACGACCUUAUUCAAUAAGAAGACCAGUACCGUCAGCAUCUACUUCUACUAACCAUCCUUUGCCACCUCAACGAAGCCAAUUAUCACGAGCAAAUACAUUGCAAAAACACAAAGAAUUAUCACGAGCCAUCUCGAUAGAAAGUCAAAUGCACGAUCUUCCCGAAUACACAUCAUCGAAAACGAAAUUAUCGUUAAUGGUGCCACAUAAAAUUGCAAACUCUGAUUACGGAAAAUUAAAUCACUCUGUACCAGAUCUAACGGCUCGGAAUCGCGAUAGUAAUUUUAAUCAUAAUUAUCGGAAAAAUAAUCAAACUGUUCCUGAUUUAACGAGAAUAGAGAUAUUUCUCAAAUCAGAAAAGAAUAAUGUUAAUAGUCACAGUUAUAACAAGAAAAAUACGCUUGAGUUUGAUUUAACAAAAAUAACGAAAUUUAGUUUUGAUACAUAUGAUGAGUCGAACGAAAUUAAUGAACUAUUUAAACCGGGGGCACCAUGGAUCCAUUUGCCGCGACUAGAUGAAUUCAUUAAAUCCCUGCCGAGAACAGAAUUCACAUCACCCAAAGACAUUAUGACCGAUGAAGAAUACCAACAAUUCAUGGGACAACUUAAGUUCUACAAAACGGAGAUUUUCCCUCCAAUGAAUCAGAUUCCCGAUGAUCUUACACUUGAUGAUCUAAAGAACAAUAACUCCAAAUCAAGUACUAAUAGAAGCCAGCGGAUGCAAAAUGACAUAAUUUCUGCUGGUAUCGACGGAGUACUUGGCGCUGAAGGAUCAGUGUAUGGGAUUAAUAUUAUGAAAUUGGAAAUCUUUCGGGAUUUUAUACAGCUUCUCACGUUAGCUUUGUCGUUUGUCACACCAAAUAUAGUUGGAGCCUGGUUACAUACUUUAUUGAAUACACUGCCGAAUUUGUUUGGUUUAAACUUUCAAGAUGUGUUUGGAAACGGAUUUGCUUUUUUGUUGGCAUUUUUUUUAAUCUGCUUUGCAGCACUUUAUUGGUUCAGGAAGAUGACAAAAUAUGACCCGAAUGAAGAAGUCGAGGGACUAGAAUCGCAUCCUUGGAAUCUUCGUCCAGAAAGAAAUAGAAGGGAAAAUAUUGUCGUGGUAUUCAUGAUCACAUCUUUGUAUUUGCCUUUAUCAAAACUUUCAAUUGACGCGCUUGUAUGGUCGGAUACUUUUUGGCCUGUUACGAAUCCAUAUCAAACUACUGAUACGCCCGAAUUCACCUCACUCGGUCCCUCGGAUAUUUAUCGAGCACCAGAUGACUUUUGUUAUGUGACUAGUAUGCGAAAACAAGAUUUAAAUUUUGCGUUCAUCAUUAUCCCAAUAGCACUCUUAAAUCUUGCAGUAUUGACUGUAUGGUUUCCGAUAGCGGUGAAACGUUUGGUAGACAAAAAUCUUCCAAAACUCGACCACUUCAAUGAAAUGGGUGAAGCUCGAAAAGACCUUGACAAAGAAUAUAAAGAAUUAUUAGACAAAGACACAUGCCCCUACAAUUUCCUAUAUAACGGGUAUAAUCGACGAUGGGCAACCUACAAAACCGCCAUCAUGCUCAAUAAGUUUGUCAAUAUACUGAUAGUGGUGAUCCUCUCCAAAGACAAUUGUCUAUUUCGUUCGUUUGGACGCACGCGGAUCGAAACAAUACGACAAGCUUUGCAAAUCACGCUAAUGGUUAUUUUAUUGCUUAAUCACUGGCGACACCAGCCAUUUCUUUUGCAAAGUCAAAACGUCAGUGAAUUUUGGUCAAGAUUCGGGUUGAUGUUUACAAGUUUUUUGGGGUUGUUUGUCGUGCUUCAGAUUGGAUCUGUUAACGCGACUUCUAUUGCAAUAACUGUCAUUAAUUAUGGGAUGGCAGUGGCGGUGGUCUGGUAUGUGGUUAAGGAGACUGAUCGAUUCCAGAGUUUCGUAAAAACUGUGCAACAACGAUUGGAUUUUUCAAUAAAUAUCUUUUCACCGAAAUUAAAUCUCAAUAAACAUAUUAAACGGAGAAUAUGGCAAGAGACAUGGACCACGCUUCUUUUAACUGGUGACCAAUUCAAAAUGCCCGAGGGGAAAAUAGUCGCCUUCUCACAAAGCCAGUAUCGACCUCCCUAUCUCCUAAAUUUCAGCGGCUCAGUCGCCGAAAGACACAUCGAAAACUUGAAAAUAAUCCAACAAAUUGGGAUAAAGCAAUACACCACCUCAGUUGCCCCAUUGCCUGUGGCCCUAGCGAAAAUGAGACAAAAAAUCUCCAACGAUUUUGUGGGGCCGGAUAUGUACUACGCGCCGGAAACGUUGAUGAUUAACCUGAAAACAUAUUUCGGGAAAGCAUAUGUCGUGCCGUUUCCGUUCUCAGUGGUGUUCGUCUAUGAUGAAGAUGAUUCGGUUGUGACGCUUACGAAGGAGUGGGAGAUUGAACGGUAUAUUCGACAGAAUGAAGAUCGAGAGAUUGAAAGACGGCGUGGAGUUAGGCAGAUGCUUAGGGCGUUGGAAGGAAAGAUUGUUGUGGGUCCUUGUUCCGACAUUGGUGGUGGUCAUAGUGCACAUUCGUCCUUUGGUAUACAUUAUCAUCGAGGCCUUUUAUCAAUACAACGUAAAGAAGGAUCUCGAUGGCGAGGCAUAAACAUGAAUUCUGGAUUCGAAGUUACCAUCACAUAUACAAGUCGUGGUGAAAUAGAUAAUUAUGAUGACAGAGAAACAUCACCGGAACUGCCCUCACAUGAAUGCACAGUCGGUCAUGACAUUCUAGGUAUAACCACAGACUUUGGAUUGACUCCUCAACUACAACGUCUCUUCGCCGAUAACAGCAAACUUAUCGAAUCAGGAUUCCCAAAAGUCCGUGAUUUAAUGAACGAAUACCGCCAAUUCUACUAUAAAGAAGCAAUCCACAAAGUAGAAACCCUCACCUAUGCCUUUUUCAUAAAUAUCUACGACAAUCCCUCCAUCCCACUAGAAUCUCUUCCUACAUUAUUAAUGUCCACUGAAGAAAACCCUUUAAUUCAAUCAAUCCCCGAAACGGAGUACCCAUCCCUCGUCUACCUCUACGAACGAAUGCGCAUUGUGAACCUGUCUCGCGUGCAUCAAUGGUGGUUCCUAUUUUGGGAUGACUUGUGGCGGAAAAAUUCGCAUGAGAUACAGAAUUUGUCAAUGCAUCCGCAAGACUUUUCGCCAGCGUAUCGGAAGAGUAUAUGUUAUCGACCGAUGAUGCGUCUCGAAUUGGAAGAGUUUUUGGAGAGGCGUGGGUGUUGGAAGAAUAAUGGAAAAACGGGGUUCUUGCAUUCUGGCGUUUUGAAUCGGAUUUACCUUUAUCUGAACAAUGUUAUUUUUUAUGGUAGCAUAAGGGAGAAAAGGCGAAGGAAAGGAAAGGAAGAAGAUCGUAAAAAAGAAAGUCUGGAUGACAGUACUUGGAAUAGUAAUAUUGUGUUGGGUCGUGUGCAAUGGACAUUGCGAGAACGGUUGGUCCAAGGAAAAGACAUUUUACUUGGGCGACGACCGAACCCGCGAACUCGACCAUUUUUUAACAUUAUCGUCCUAAUCCCCCCGUAUUCGCCAAUGCGAUGCUGGAACUUGUCCCCUGGACACGAAAUGAACAUUAACGAUUUGGGAAUGUGUAGGUGCCGCGAUAUUGCAUCUAUUGUUUUUGGGUUGAAUUGGCCUUGGAUGAAUAUCUGUGUUGUUUGGUGGAUGUCAGCAGAUAGAGAAUAUCAAAGAAAAUUGGAAACAAGAGAAAAAAAAAUAAAAAAUCAACCUCAUCAAGAACACGAUGAUUCGCUUCAAGUCGUGGAGGUAUCUGUAAAAGGAACAAUGAAAAAACCGCUAGAACAAGUUUUUCAAGACCUACGUCACAUAACACGAAAAUAA